Messenger RNA from Mus pahari (shrew mouse), 2071 nucleotides. RefSeq names its product podocalyxin like (gene Podxl). Gene Ontology annotation, cellular component: apical plasma membrane; microvillus membrane. The transcript is spliced from 8 exons. The record is from RefSeq and is a predicted model, not a curated record. Gene Ontology annotation, biological process: cell migration; positive regulation of cell-cell adhesion mediated by integrin; regulation of microvillus assembly. The coding region runs from base 277 to 1809 and encodes 510 amino acids. NCBI's taxonomy places the organism in Eukaryota, Metazoa, Chordata, Mammalia, Rodentia, Muridae.
AGCGCGGACGGGACGGGGCGGGAGUCAUCGCAGCAACGUGCGCGGGGCCGCAGCGGCGCAGUCACCGCCCGGGCCGCAGCCACCUUCGCUCCUCGCAGCUGGCUCCGCGUCCCAGCCCAGCUCUGCGGCAGGCAGGAGGAGCGGCCGGAUCGCGACUCCGGAGUUCGCGGCCGUCGCCAGGCCUCCCCGAGCGGCGCCGACGCUCCCGCCGUCCGGACGCGCGACCCUGCGCCAGCGCCGCAGCCACCUGCUUCGAGUCCCCGGGCGAACACAACCAUGCGCCCCACUACGGCGCUCUUCGCGCUGCUGCUGCAGCUGGUGCUGCUACUGUCGCCUCCAUCUCUCUCCCAGCAGGAUGGAAGUGAGACUAGCACAUCUGCUCUCAAACCUAGUGCCCUCCAGACCAACCAAAGUGCCCCAGCAGCACCGACUGACACAACAUCGACAAAGGCCACAGUUGGUGACCCAGUGACAACUACACUUGCUACAGCCCAGACAAGCAACCCCACGUCAUCCAAAACCUCAGUCCGACCUCCGACCUCCAUUCCGACCCCUCCCCCAAACCCCACAGGAAGUCAAAGCAAUGGCAGUUCAACUUCAGCUCCCAGUGGCUCCGAGGUGGACAAGACUAAAACAAACCCUCCCCCCAGUAGCCCUGCCCCCACCAGUAGCAGUGGACAGACAGUCCCCUCUGGAGGCCAGAGCGGUGACAGUUUUACCACGGCCCCGACAACCACUCUGGGGCUAAUCAACGUCUCUUCUCAGCCUACUGACCUUAAUACCACCGCCAAGCUUCUUUCUACCCCCACAACAGACAGCACGGCAGCACCGAGCACAGCACCGAACACGGCGAGCCAUCCUGUGGGGCAGCAUACCUCUACUGCUGUCCCCAGCAGCUCUGGCUCAACGCUCAGCACUGACAACGCUACCCUGCCGUGGAUGCCCACUACACCCAAACCACAGGGCACCUCUGAAGCCACUCAGCCCCUCACCAGCCAGACACCAGGUACCACUACAUGGCCCGGCUCCACACCACUAGGGUCUACGGCGUCUCAAGUGCCUACGACUGAAGAGUUCACACACCUCAGCUCUAAUGGGACUCCCGUGGCCCCUCCAGGCCCCAGCACACCCUCUCCCAUCGGGGCCUUUGGGAAUUACAAGCUAAAAUGUGAUCCUCCCAUAAGGCCAGAUGAGGAACUCCUCAUUCUGAACCUCACAAGAGCCAGCCUUUGCGAAGGGAGCCCUCCGGAUGAGAAACUCGUGGAACUGCUGUGUCACUCGGUCAAAGCGUCCUUCAAGCCGGCUGAGGAUUCGUGCACUCUACGGGUGGCCCCUAUUCUAGAUAACCAAGCGGUGGCAGUGAAGAGUAUCAUUAUUGAGACGAAGCUUUCUCCCAAGGCGGUGUAUGAACUACUGAAGGACAGAUGGGAUGACCUGACAGAGGCUGGAGUCAGUGACAUGAAGCUGGGGAAGGAAGGGCCUCCAGAGGUCAAUGAGGACCGCUUUAGCCUGCCGCUCAUCAUCACCAUCGUCUGCAUGGCAUCCUUCCUGCUCCUCGUUGCUGCCCUCUACGGCUGCUGUCACCAGCGGAUCUCCCAGAGGAAGGACCAGCAACGACUCACAGAGGAGCUGCAGACAGUAGAGAACGGUUACCAUGACAACCCAACCUUGGAAGUGAUGGAGACUCCUUCUGAGAUGCAGGAGAAGAAGGUGGUCAACCUUAAUGGGGAGCUGGGGGACAGUUGGAUCGUCCCUCUGGACAACUUGACCAAGGACGACCUAGACGAGGAGGAAGACACACACCUCUGAUCUGACUGCCACCCCGACUGCACGGCAGAGCUUCAGGCCACCCAAAGUGCCAUUUGGACAGGGGAGGAAAUCUCCCCACCUGAAGACAGAAAGACUGGGGAGGGAGAAUGGACUCCGAAGGUUGUCUCCCUCCUCACAAUCCCUACAGGGCCUUAAUUUCCCUUUUCAAGUUCAAUAGAGUCACAUUCUGUCCAGUUCCCUCAUGUACAAUAACCUUCUUGUGCCUGAGCCCAGAGCAGGAAGGCAGGAGGAAGAUGGAGAA